Molecule: messenger RNA, 6297 nt
Organism: Stylonychia lemnae
Lineage: Eukaryota; Ciliophora; Spirotrichea; Sporadotrichida; Oxytrichidae
Source: the annotation of a GenBank genome assembly
AUGCACAACGAACUAAAGGCUCAAUUCUUGAAAAUAGAUGAGAUACCUAGCGAAGAAAUUGAUGUACUUUUUAGUAUCAUUACUGGUGGAGAGUUCUAAGGCUUAACGUCUGGUUCUCAUGCUAUCUCAAAUGAUAAUUAGAAAGUAACUAUUGUUGGAUUCUCAGACUAAUGGGAUCAGCCAAACAAUUUAACCAAGCUCGAGACGGAUAAGUUCAAAUCCCUAAAUGUAAAGCUAAGUGCUACAUCACCACAAGACAAGAUUAUUGGCCUUUAUUACGAUGAAACAGCUAAGGAGAGACAAGAAUUAAUUGCUCUUCAAAUGUUUGAUGUCAACAUUGUCUGCCACAUUGAUAAAGAAGAAAAAGAAAAAAUUUUCCAAAUGUCGAUCCUUAAUGAUAUGGAAAUUAUUAAGAAAUUUGUUUCAGUUCUUCAAUCUUUAGAGAAAGAUCCUGAAAAUCUUACUGCUGAUCAAAAAGUAAAGAGACAGUAACUUUACGUAAAUAUGCUAAAUUCAAUCACAAACAUGAUCUAAUCUGGAGGAGAAAAAUAUAUCACUUUGAUGAGAGAAAAUGGCCUUUUAGAGCCUUUACUAUAGCAUUUAUACUAGAAGUAAACUCAAUAGUUAACUCUCAAAAAGAUUGUUCCAUUAGAAUGGCUGGAACUUAAAUAUGUUGAGAUUAAAAGAAAAGCACUUGAAAAUGAUGUCUCUUUGAUUCCAAACUUGGGUGAGAAUACUGCUUCAAUAAUGAACAAAAAGUAAAUUAUCUUAUAAUCAAGUGACCCUACAACUGGAGAUACUGUCAUCUAAAAUGCUCAUUUACUCUCAGCAAUAAACCUUCAGAAUAUAUCUAAUGAUCAAAUCUUUAAGUCACAUCUUGGAAAGGAUUUAGUCAACUUUAUGAGUGAAUUUGAUCAAGAACUUGAACCCAAUCCAAUUCUCAAUAAGAAAUAUGGCUUAGUUUUUUAUGAUUCUCAAGAACUUAUGAAGCUUGAUAAUAAAGCUAUUAACAUCCUUUUGAAUUCUUAGGUUGUUGUAACUACAAAUGACAUAUAACCAAAGGAACUAUUCACUCAAAUGGUUCAACUUGUCAAGAAAGAUGACGAAAAAGAAGAAAAACUUAGAUGCCUCCUAGGAUUGCUAGAGUCAGUCAUCUUAUUUAUUCGAAAAGUAGAUUUUGAAAGAAUUCAAUUACCAAUUUCAUUGAAUUUCGAAAAUCAUAUAAAGAGCUAGAAGAGUUUAGUCGAGGGAGUUAUUAAGGAGUUAUAGAGUUGGAGUAAUGUUGAUUAUGACUAUAUGCUCUCCAGCAUUAUUGAUCAUUAAGACAGAGCCUACAACAUAAUUGCUAAUUAUGCACUCAAGGCAAUUUAAAACCUUUAUGAAGAGAAAUAAAAGAAUUAGGAUAAAAUUAAGAAACUUGAAGUUGAUAAAAAAUUCAAGGAGGUGGAGUAACUUAAAGUCAAAAUAGCUGAGAAUGAAACUAAAAAGAAGAAGGAAAUCGAAGAAAAACUAGCAGAAUUUAAGAAAUAAGGCUUCGGUAGAACAGCUCAAAAGAGUCUUAUUGAAGAAUUAGCAGAGUAAUCAGACGCAAAUGAAUCGCGAGAAAACUUUGACAAAGAUUUUGAAAUCGAGGAUUUGUUAAAGGAUGAGACAUUCACUAAGAAACUUGAUGAAAUUAUAGAAAAAAAGAUAAAGCCAUUCUCUGAGGAUAAGCUUGAUGAUGAGGCAAAAUCAAAAUCAGUGAAACAAGGCUAGGAAAGCUUCUGGGAUGCUGUUCUUAAAAUUGAUAUCAAACAGCUGACAAAAGAAUAUGAGGAAACUAUUAAUUCCAUAGCUCAUCUUGAAAGUAGAAAAGCGCUAGUAUCUAUAUUAGCUAAUUCUGAUCUUAGUACUUUCCUUCCAGGUGUUAUGAAGGAUAAAAAGAGUCAAAAGAUAUUCACUUGCUUUAUCAGAACAGCAUUCAACGAUGCUUUGAUUUUGUAUCUAAACACUGGAUAGAAGAAUCAAUACAAAACUAUCAAGUCAAUAAUCAGAAAGUUAUUUAAGUUCUGCGACGAAUCUCCAGAGUUCUCUAACUACCUUAGGAAUUUCUUAAGGUUUGACAUUAUUCAAUCAAGUGUCUUGACAAUCACUAAAAUGAAGUAGAAUCCAGGCAAAUCUGUAAAAGAAUACUUCAACACAGAGCACAUCAUUCUAAAUGAACUGAACCCAUAUCUUUUCAUAUAUGUAGCAUCAUAAUUCCUUAGAAAAUAUCCUAGCUUCAUUCAAGAAUAACCCAAAUACAUUCCAGCAAUGUUCAACUAUGCUUUGUGCAUGUUCACUUUCUUGUAGCAAUAGAAGUCUUCCAUUGUAAACUAAUUAUUGACUCUUAUUAUUGAGAUCUUGAAAUAUUCAGAUGAUAAUCUUGAGCAAGUUGUAAGAGAUAAGUCUAUAGAUAGUUUGUUAAAUCAUGAACUACUUAAAUACAUCAUCCUUCACAUUGAUUAUGACAACUAAACAAAGUUCAAUAAUCAACAAAAACUACUACUUGAAAUUCAUAUGAAAUUGCUUGAUAUCUUCCACAAAAUCGGAGAUAGAAACCUACGUCAAGUAGAUUCAAACCUUGAAAAUUCAGCUGGUAUAUUAAAGGUUAAGAGAGGCUAGAAAGUCUUAUCAGAUAAGGAAAAUUUCGACUUCAUUAAAUAUUACAUCCAUUUCAAAGCUCUUGAAGAAUACCAAACUGAAAUGAUGAAUAUCAACAUUGAGACCAAUCAUUAUGCUUAUGAUGCAAAGAUUUUAGCAAAAUUCACAAUGAAAUAAGUUGAAAAGCUAACUAUUGCAUUUAACGACAAAACUCAACUAAAAGAAUUUACAUUUGUAGGAAUUGCGAAUAAUGCAACUGGAAAGAGCAUAUCUUACUAUACCUAAGAGGAUAUCAAAGGUAAGGAUAAAGCAGUAGAACUUUUUAAGGGUGAUUUCUACAUUCUUUAUCCAAUCAAAAAGCAAUUAGUUGUUGCUUUUGGAGAUGGCUCCAAUGAAAGAUUAGGUGUUGCUGGUAGUUCUAGUACUCUUCCAAAAGCUGCUUAUAGCACUUCAAAUCUGAAACCAAUGCAAAUUUUUACUGCAAAUUGCUUUGCUAUUGUUGUAAAUGAAGAAAAAGAGUUAUAUAAAUGCGGAACUAUUUCCAAGAAAAUGGGUGGAGCUGCUUCAACCUACGAGAAAAUAGUUGGACUUAGAGGAAAAGUUAAUUUGGUUGCUUGUGGUAGAUCCAGCUUAUAUGUUGUCAAUGAUCAGAAUGAGAUAUUCAGAUAAGGUUAUAGCAAGGACGGUCAUCUUGGGUUAAAUACUGAAUACUCAAGUCUUACUGCUAUGGACAAGAUUGAUGAUGAGUAACAGAUUACUGAAAAAAUUGUAGACAUUUCAUCUGCAAGUCACUUUACAUUAUUUGUGACUGAGGAUGGAAAACUAUAUGGUAUUGGUAACAGAUUGAUGAAGGAAUUAGGACUUGACUGUGACUAGAAAAUCAUUAAUAUCCCUCUCAAAGAAGGAGCUAAGGUUCUUAAAGCUUAUGCAUCAAUGGGCAAAAAUUCACCUCUCGCAUUCUUGAAAGUCCAACUAGAAAAUGGCAAAAUUGAAUUUUGGUCUGCUGGUAAGAAUGAACAAGGUUUACUUGGUCAAGGAUAAUAAGUAAAACACUCAAAGUUAUUCAAACCAUUGAAAUUUGAUCAAGAAAAUAUCCAAUUCGUAGAAUUCUCAUGCUAUGGUGACCAUGCUAUGGCUAUUGAUUAAAAUGGCUAAUUAUGGGCUUGGGGAUGCAAUCUAUCUAAGAGAGCUGGCUUUAAGGAAGAUAUCUACGAUGGUAUCUUUGAGCCAAAGAAAGUUACCUUCCCUGCUAAGGAAAAGUUAACACCUUUGAAAAUUUCUUGUGGUUUUGAUCAUACUUUGAUCAUAUUUGAGGAUGAAAGCAAGGAGAAAAAACUCUAUUCUGUUGGUUAGGAUGAGAAGAUCUUCCAUCAUUUAGGAUUAACUUAAAUUGAAGCUGAGGAUAAAAACAAUUACUAUAGAGAGGUGACAGCUUUUAGAGGAUUCAAUAUAGUUGAUUUCAAGGCUGGUCACAGAUCAUCUCACGUGAUUAUCGAAGGUGAAAAAGAGCCAACUGAUAAUCUACAUAGCCAUAAAGUUAAUGGUGAAUUAAAGACUGGAAUUCUUCACGUUUACAAAGAUGAAGCUGGAAAAUUACAAUACUUAACCUAGGAUGAAUAUGAAGCAAAGAAAGACACACUUCCAGAUAUUUGUCUGGCAUUGAAGUCAUAAGUUGAAAAUCUUGAAAAUAUCGAAUUGCCAGAUUUGAAUGACCUUGCCAAAGAACUUAUCGACUAGGAAUCUACUGAUACAACUCAUGAUGGACUGCAAUGCAAUUUGACUUUACAACCAUUAAACGGAGUAAGGUAUUUCUCAUUCAGUAAGAUUAACGGAGAUAAUCAAAAAGUUGAUUUAUGUGAAACUGCUUUUAUGCAGCCAAAUAGCUUCGAUAUAAAUCCUUUGAUUUACUACAGAAUCAAAAAGCCUUUAAAGAAAGGAGCUAGACUUCCAAUAAUAGAUCUUAAAUAGUACUACAAAGAAUCAUCUUCUUAUGGCCUUGAUAUUGAAAUUAAGCCUGAUUUAAGCUAUUAAAAGAAUGAAAAAAUGAUUGAGCUCACUAAAACUAGCUACGAUGAGCUUUGCGAUUCAGCCUCUAAGUUUGCUAGUGACCUUGAUUAAGAUUUAUUGAGAGAAAUGGAUAGAUAUGUAAGGUCUAACUUAAAUGAUAAGCUACUUGAGGAUAUUACUGUCAAAAAUGAUUUUAAGAUUGCUGAUAUGACUUUCAAAAAUGUCAAGAUUAAGAAGCUUUAAGAGUCAGUAAAGAGAAGAAGAAUAGAGAUGUAUUUAUCUUUCAACCAAAUAUUCUUGAAUAUUAUGCCUUACAUUUCUCUUGAUGAUAAAGCAUCUAAAGGAGAUAUGACAAAAUCUUUCUAAACUGUGAAAGGUAUGAUUCUAUUCAGCAUGAAGAACAAAUUCAUUCUAAAUCAGGUCACUUCCCUAGAGACAGGAAGUUCAGGCUAUGUCGAAAUAAGAAGAAGAAAGGCUCAGAGAUUCUGUGAGACUGGCUAAGUUGAUCAUAAAGGAGAACACACUAUUUUUGGAUAGAUAUUCCAGAGCUUAAAAUUGAGUGGUUUUAGUGCAUUUAAGUAGAACUCAACUGACAGUAGAGUGUAUUCAGCAAAGUUUAUUGGUGAAGGUAGUAUUGAUGCAGGUGGACCAUAUAGAGAAUCACUUACAAAUAUUUGCUCAGAGCUAGAGUCAGAGAAUUUACCUCUAUUGAUAAAGACUGCAAAUAACAGAAACAAUCAUGGAGAAAACAGAGAUUGCUUCAUUCCUAAUCUAAACUCAAACAACCCAACUCACAUCGAGAUGUUUAAAUUUUUGGGAUACUUAUUAGGAUAUGGUAUAAGAGCUAUGAGUCCAUUGCAACUUCACUUCCCUCCAGUUUUCUGGAAGUAGAUCCUAAAUGAUCCACUAACUGCUUUCGAUCUAAAAGGAUUUGAUACCUAUUCAUGGAAAAUUAUUGAAGAUCUUAAAAAAUAGGCCAAGAAACUCUCAGAUAAAGAGUUUUCUGCUGUUGUUGAAGAAGCAUUCGUAACAAGAUUAUCAGACGGAUCAGAAGUUGAGCUAAAAUAAAAUGGAAAGGACAUUAUUGUGAACAAAGAAAACCUCGACGAAUAUUGUGACUUGAUAUUGCAAAAGAGAUUUUCUGAAUAUAAAACUCAAAUUGAUGCUAUUAGAGAGGGUAUUGACUAUAUUAUUCCUAUAAGCAUUUUGAAACUAUUCACCUGGGAAGAAGUAGAAAUCAGAGCAUGCGGUGAUAAAAUUCUAGACAUUGAAAAACUUAAAAAAUUCACAAGAUAUUAUGCUUGUGAGGAAAAUAAUGAAUUUGUUUAAAGAUUCUGGAGAGUGCUCGCAGACAUGACUGAUGAAGAGCAAAUGCUUUACUUGAAAUUCGUCUGGGGCAGAACAAGACUUCCAUAUGAUACCAGCAAAGUUAGAGAUAACCAUACUAUCUAUCUCUGUUAAAGCAGAGGAGAUAAAGAAUUCCCAGAAGCUCAUACUUGGUAAAAUAAAUUAAUAUUAAUUAUUUUUAGUUUCUUCUAACUUGAUCUACCUAAGUAUACUACUGAUGAGAUUUGCAAGCAAAGAUUGGUGACAGCUGUCACAAUGUGCGGUGAGAUUGAUACUGACGGUAGUGCUGCCUACAUUCCAGAUGAUAAUGAUGAGGAAUGA